CACUGGACAUCAUCCACGGCCACUGAAUCAGGACACACUUCCUCCUAACCUGUCAUCGUGAGCUCAUGAUUCGUGACAGUACACUUCAUCAUCAUCAUCAUCAUCAUCAUCCUCUUCGGCUGCUCUUCUGAAGAGGUAGGCGGGGCGUCGGCGCUCUCCGCACGCCAUUGGCUGAGCCCGGGAAAGGUGUGCGCGGAAGUCUCUCUAUAAAUAGAGCGGCGCCGCGCGAGCGCCCGGUGAAGGAUGCCGCCGCAGGCUCUGAGGAUGUCCGGCAGGAGCGCGCUUCCGCUGCUCAGGUGCGCCGACCGCUGGGCUGACGUCAUCGCGUGCGCCGCGUCGCGUCAGGUGAAGACGCUGGAGCAGAUGCCCGGACCCUCCGCCGCGGGCUUCGUCUGGGACCUGUUCUUCAGACGCGGGCUGUCGCGCCUCCAUCAGCUGCAGCUGGAGGGCAGGAGGAGGUACGGUCCCGUGUGGAAGGCCAGCUUCGGGCCCAUCCUGACGGUCCACGUGGCCGAGCCGGAGCUGAUCGAGCAGGUUCUGAGACAGGAGGGUCAGCAUCCCAUGCGCUCGGACCUGUCGUCCUGGAAGGACUACCGCACGCUCCGGGGAGAAGGAUACGGGCUCCUGACGGCUGAAGGUGAGGAGUGGCAGGCCGUACGCAGUCUUCUGGCGAAACACAUGCUGAGGCCUAAAGCCGUGGAGGCGUACGACAGCACCCUGAACGCCGUCGUGAGCGACCUCGUCCACAAACUCCAGCUCCGCUCGCAGCAGGGCUCCGGGCUCGUCACCGACGUGUCUGCCGAGUUCUACCGCUUCGGCCUGGAAGGGAUCUCGUCGGUGCUGUUCGAGUCCAGGAUCGGCUGUCUGGACCCCGUGGUUCCGCUGGAGACCGAGCGCUUCAUCCGGUCCAUCAACACCAUGUUUGUGAUGACGCUGCUCACCAUGGCCAUGCCUCACUGGCUCCACCGGCUCCUGCCCGGGCCCUGGGACACCUUCUGCCGCUGCUGGGACUACAUGUUCCAGUUCGCUAAAAAACACAUCGACCAGCGUCUCGAGGAGGAGAGGCAGAAGAUGGCACGAGGAGAGUGUCUUGAGGGACGAUACCUCACCUAUUUCCUGUCUCAGGCCGGAGUUCCUCUGAAAUCGGUCUACAGUAACGUGACGGAGCUGCUGCUCGCUGGCGUCGACACGAUCUCCAGCACGCUGUCCUGGUCUCUGUACGAGCUCUCCAGACACCCUGAGGUCCAGACGGCUCUGCGGGACGAGGUCCGGCGCGUGAUGAAGGGCCGCAGCGUCCCCGGGGCCCGUGACGUGGCCGACAUGCCGCUCAUGAAGGCCGUGAUGAAGGAGAUCCUCAGGCUCUAUCCUGUGAUUCCCGCCAACGCUAGAGUCAUCACAGACCGAGAUAUAACCGUCGGAGGAUACCUGAUCCCGAGAAACACUCUGAUCACUCUGUGUCACUACGCCACGUCCCGUGACCCGCGUCAGUUCUGUGACCCGGACGAGUUCGUGCCGCGCCGCUGGCUGAGUCGGCCAGACGCUGGUCACCCGUUCGCCUCCCUGCCCUUCGGAGUGGGCAAGCGCAGCUGUGUCGGCCGGCGCAUCGCUGAGCUGGAGGUCCACCUGGCCCUGGCCCAGAUUUUAAUGCACUUUGACGUGGAGCCGGCGGAGGAGAGCGAGCCGGUCCGGCCCAUGACCAGGACUCUUCUGGUGCCUGAGAGACCGAUCAACCUGCGCUUCAUCGAGCGCUGAAGAGACGUCCGAGUGACUGGGUCAGAGACCGUCGCUGAGGGCCAGGAGGAUGAUGGGACGUCCUCUCCAGAAUCCAGCUCAAGAACUCACCUGAGAUCCAUUAGAUAUCUGACCGAGACGAGCUGAAGAGGCCCAGAAUCUGCUGCAACGUGAAGAACAGCUGAGGAGCAGUGUGUGUGUGUGUGUGUGUGUGUGUGUGUGUGUGUGUGUGUGUGUGUGUGUGUGUCCCUUCAGACUCCAGGGGCCUGUACCAUGAAGCCAGUUUAGCUGGCUAGCCAAAUAAGUUUCAGUUUAGUUCCCCAACUCGAGACCAAACCAGUUCCAUGGUACCUGAAAGCCAGUGUUCGUCGCCGUAGUAACUUACACUCCACUCUAACCAGCGCCGGUUAAGUUCUGGUUUAGAGAUCUCAAGCUGAAAUUUGACCAAUCAGCUUCAAGGAAAGUGACGCAUCUCUGAUGCAAUAAAAGCCACUCCCCCAGCUUCUCUUACUCUGAAUGAGAAAACUCUACACCGUAAACAUUAAGAUAAAAUCAUCUGAUCUUUAGAGAUGAUCUCGAUCCGUUACAAAAGCCAGCUUAGUUUAAUAGUACUUAUUAAGCUUUUAUUUUAAAUGAAUAUAAACAUAGAUAAUAUGCAAUAUAUAUACGUUUAGAAUCAAUCGCUGUGAACUAAAUAUGAGUUUAGAUAUUUUUGGUUUGGUUUUGUAAACUCUGUAACCCUGAGUCUGUUCACUAGACUGACGAGAACCCAGAAAGAACCGAAGGACCAGAAUCAAGAUACAGCUGUGUCUGGAGAAGUACUCCACUAUACUCUACAGGGCAGCAUUAGGGAUUACCUUUGUGCCAAAAAUCAUUAGGAUAUUAAGCAAAGAUUUUGUUUUGUUUUGUUUUUUUAUUUAUUCCUAUCAUAAAUAUAUCAAGUUGAUUUCUGAUUAGUGAUGAGCAUUCCUAAGACCUUCAUCUGAACAACUUUAAAGGUGUUUUUCUCAAUAUUUUUUUUCUUAUUUUUCAGAUAGUUGUAUCUCAGACCAAUCUCGUCUGAUCCUAACAAACCUUUAUUUAUUCAGCUCUCAGGUGAUGUUUUAAUCUAGAUUUGACUGGUUUUAUGGUCCAGGGUCAGUCUUUUCUUGAACAUCUCUGAUGAAGUGUGGGUU
Puntigrus tetrazona (Sumatra barb) is the source of this 2906-nucleotide messenger RNA. RefSeq names its product 25-hydroxyvitamin D-1 alpha hydroxylase, mitochondrial (gene cyp27b1). The coding region runs from base 244 to 1752 and encodes 502 amino acids. The record is from RefSeq and is a predicted model, not a curated record. Gene Ontology annotation, cellular component: mitochondrial inner membrane. The transcript has 9 exons. Gene Ontology annotation, biological process: cholesterol metabolic process; glucocorticoid biosynthetic process; cortisol metabolic process. Lineage: Eukaryota; Metazoa; Chordata; Actinopteri; Cypriniformes; Cyprinidae. Gene Ontology annotation, molecular function: heme binding; iron ion binding; oxidoreductase activity, acting on paired donors, with incorporation or reduction of molecular oxygen.